This is a messenger RNA of Prorocentrum cordatum, 622 nucleotides long. The record is from the annotation of a GenBank genome assembly. NCBI's taxonomy places the organism in Eukaryota, Dinophyceae, Prorocentrales, Prorocentraceae.
GCCAGCCUGCCCGACGCGAUGCCCGAGGAAGACCCGCCGCCCUCCCAGCCGCCCUCGGCGCGGUCGCUGGCCGACCUGUGGCAGGGCGUCAUCGGCGCCGUCGGCCCCCCGCCGCUGAGCCUGGAGGGCGGCCCCGGGCUGGCCGCGGUCGGGACCCCCAGCGCGCCUCCCGGGCCCGCGGUGGCACCCGCACCGGCCCCCACUGGAGCGGGCGUUGAGGAGGCCUACAGCGUGCACGGCGACGUGGCGCGGAGGGGAGGCCCGUUCUGGUCCCUGAGGGCGGCGCACGGCGUGGCCGCUGCCGCUCGCCGCGAGGAGGCGGCCCCCGCGGGCGUCGUGGCGCAGCUGGAGUCCGCUGUCGGCAGGUGCCUCGACCUGAUCGCCGAUACCCUGGGCUCGAGCAGACCCAAGGACUCGGGCGUCGCCAACGGUGCCCAUUCCGACGGGGUGAUCUUGUCCUUUUGACCAGGUGGUUUCCAGAAAAUCUGAGGACAGCACAAACCCACCCCCAUCCACAGUCAAGGCCCCCACUCCCGACCUGGUGAUCCCGGGGGUCCUGACUGGGGAUUGGAGUGUUUUGUUAGUGUUUCUUUUGGGGGGGCCAGCAAACCCCCUGACUCCC